Oncorhynchus kisutch (coho salmon) is the source of this 5362-nucleotide messenger RNA. Its product is annotated as mesoderm induction early response protein 3. Gene Ontology annotation, biological process: negative regulation of transcription by RNA polymerase II. The coding region runs from base 79 to 1734 and encodes 551 amino acids. Gene Ontology annotation, molecular function: transcription corepressor activity; histone deacetylase binding. Gene Ontology annotation, cellular component: nucleoplasm. The record is from RefSeq and is a predicted model, not a curated record. NCBI's taxonomy places the organism in Eukaryota, Metazoa, Chordata, Actinopteri, Salmoniformes, Salmonidae. The transcript is spliced from 13 exons.
ACUACUGUUACCUGGAUCUCUGAUUGGCUCAGAGAGUCGAUCCGGGUACUCGGCUGGAAAGAGCCUAUAGGUACCAAUAUGGCGGAGGCUUCCUUCGGGAGUUCGAGCCCAGUUGGCUCUUUAUCGUCUGAAGAUCAUGACUUCGAUCCGACAGCAGAGAUGCUAGUCCACGAAUAUGACGACGAGAGGACAUUGGAGGAGGAAGAGUCAUUGGAGGGCGAGAGAAACUUUAACUCAGAGAUAGCCGAUCUGGAGAAGGAGGGGAACAUGCCGUUGGAGGAACUGCUGGCCAUCUACCGCUAUGAGGCGUCUGUCAGUACGGCUGCAGGCUCCAGCAUGGACAGCUUUUCUGGGGAGCUGACGGAUGAGCUGCCAGAUAUGACUUUGGACAAGGAGGAGAUAGCUAAAGACCUGCUAUCAGGGGACUAUGAGGAGGAGACCCAGUCAUCCGCUGAUGACCUCACCCCUUCAGUCACCUCCCAUGAGGCCACCGACUUCUUCCCCAGAACACUCAGAUCUAAUACUAUCUACGACGGUGAUAAGGAGUCCGAGUGUGAGGAGGAUGGCCCAAGCCUAGAGGACUCCAGAAAGGAAAUAAUGGUGGGGUCGCAGCACCAAGCAGAGGUCCCCACCCACCUCUGUCACUAUGGCGACGAUAAGGUUUACGAAGAUGAUGACCAGUUGCUAUGGAGCCCGGACGUGUUGUCAGAAAGCAAGGUCCGGGACUUCCUGUGUGAGGCGUCGUCACGGGCGACCGAUGAGAGGACAGGAAGUGACAUGGCAGUGGCUCAUGUGAGCGACAAUGAGCAGGCUCUGUAUGAGCUUGUGAAAUGUAACUACAAUACCCCUGAAGCACUGGAGAGGUAUUGCAGUAACGUGAACUCAUCACAGGAGGAAUCCCCACCGUGGUCUGAAGAUGAAUGCAGAAACUUUGAACAUGCACUACAGCUAUAUGAUAAGAACUUUCACCUCAUACAGAAGCACAAGGUUAAGACACGGACGGUAGCUGAAUGUGUGGCCUUUUACUACAUGUGGAAGAAGUCGGAGCGCUUUGAUUUCUUUGUCCAGCAGAAUCGCUUUGGCAAGAAGAAGUAUAGCAGCUAUCCUGGUGUAACGGACCUGAUGGACCGGCUGGUGGACGAGGCGGAGGGCCUGGCAGUAGACAGCUCCUCCUCUGUGUGCUCAGGCGGAGGAGGAGGGGUGAGGAUGGAGCCCACCACAGAGCAGCAGCUCAGCCUGCUCAACUCCAUCACUGCCAGCGACCUCACAGCCCUGAGUAACAGCGUGGCCACAGUGUGCAGCCCAGCGGAGGUGAGCUGCCUGGACUCGUACGGUUUCCCCCCUCUGGAGAGCCUCCACCGGGGGUCCCUAGCACAGGAAGAGCCCCUGGGCUUCCCCUCCAACGGAGGAGAUCCCGACUGUCUCAACAUGCUGGACGCUGGCUUCUACCACUCAGACCUGGGCCAGCGGGGAGGGGUGUACGGGGGCAAGGACUGCGAGCGGCCUUCUAAGAGGCUCAAGUUGGCGCUGCCCGACUCUUUCAUCAACGACGUUUCUGUGGGUAACCUCGGAGUGGAUUUUGAGGGGCGGCGGAACACGGCACACCACCGCAUCACCGGCGCCAAGAUGGCGGUGUCCGUCACGGACUUUGGGGGCUUGGCGGGCAGUGGGGAGCCCAAUGGGUUUAUGGGAGCACAUGCACGACGUCACAGCACAGCGCUCCAGUCAGAGUGACCGCCCCCAGAAUCCCUCUUUUAAAUCCACCAUCCCAUGUGUACAUAAGACUCACUCACUGGAGAUUUUUGUUUAAUAAUUAUAUAUACACAUCUAUUUCGUUUUUGAUUUUAUUUGUGAAAUAUGACAUCAGUGAUGUCUUUAUCGUAUAGAACAAAAAAUCUUGAUUUCUCAAGAGUUUAUAUAGCCAUUUAUUUUCCGCGGCCCUGAGAUGUCAGUGUCCAUGUAGUGUGGGGCCCAGCCCAGCCUGUCCCGGAGGCUGCGGAUAGACAGUUGUGUUUUGUUCCUCAUCCCUCACACCCACAUCUACAGACGACUUCUUCAAAGCUACGUAAUCCUGCCACUCAUAUACAGUUGCCAAACCAGCUUUGUUCUGGUUUACUAAGUUUGUUCAUUAUUAAAGUGGUAUUUUUGAUUAACAAUCAGUGUUUACAGGUACUUGCAGAAACCAAGCUUGGUCAAAUGUGUUUUGUCCGAGAGGAGCCUGGGUUUUGUACUUAAUGCAACAACACUCGUUGGUGUUGAGGCCGUGUAGAUUUUAACUAGGAGCAUAUCAGUUGCUAGGAUGUUUUUCUCUCCCUCUCGCCUUUGUUUUUGUUCCUGUGGAAGCUUCUUUUGUACUCGGCUUGCUUUUUUCAGACUUUUAACAGUCUGAAGUGGCCAAACCAGAGGAGAAUGUUCUAGAAUUUUAACAAAAUAUUAUAUGAUGAUUUUCCUCAGUGUUCAGCUGUGACAGAGCUUGCCAAAACAUUUUAAACCUUUUUUAAAUCCGACAAUUUUAUUAGCGGAGUCAAGUGAUCAAUGUAAAGACUAAAAGGCUGGGUCUGACACCCAACUGAUCUGGGCAGUUUUAUCUGUCCAUCAUAUUAUCUGAAACAUGCCCUUAUAAAUCUGUCUCUUAUUGCCCCAGAAAUUAGCCAAAAUCAUGACAAUAUUUUACAUUAUGACAGAACAGUUUUUGGAUUGGCAUUAUAGCGUUGCACUGAGAUGUCAUGUGUUCAGCUCCAGUAAUGUAUAUAGUUUCUGCCCUAUACUCUUAGCACAACAUGUAUUUCUUCAUAAAUCUAUUUGGCCCCAGUUGAGUGCUAAUUGUGCUGUUUGCAUGUUCAACAUGGAGCUUGAUCAAUCUGCAAAAGUUAGGGUUUAUUUUUUUCCCUCUACAGUAUUGUUCAUUAUUGAAACUACUUAAGGUCUGCAUAAGCUUGUUAGCAGUAUUAUUUCUUUAUUUAAAGCCACUUUUUUUCCUUUUCUGCAACUUCCACUGUACUGACUGGAGGAUGCCUUGUAUUAACCAGUCCAUAAUUUAAUGUCCAGUUGCAGUCUAACAGAGAUUCAACUUCUAUUUCUCUAGACUGAACUAAUUGUGAAUUGUUGAGUGUUGGGGGGGGGGGUCAUCAUUGUCUUUUUAAUGUAUGCAGUAGUGAUUGCUUAAUUUACCUAUGCAUUGUGAGUUUGAUAAUUAGUUGGUUUCAGGGGUGUAUAUAUACUGAACAAAAAUAUAAACGCAACAAUUUCAACGAUUUUACAGAGUUACAGUUUACAGAAGGAAAUCAGUAAAUUGAAAUAAAUGAAUUAGGCCCUAAUCUAUGUAUUUCACAUGACUGGGCAAGGGCUCACCCACUGGGUGCCAUGCCAAUCAGAAUUUGUUUUUACUCACAGAAGGUCUUCAUUACAGACAGAAAUACUCCUCCCCCCCAGACUAUCCCACAGGUCUGCGGUUGUGAGGCCGGUUGGACGUACUGCCAAAUACUCUAAAACGACAUUGGAGGUGGCUUAUGGUAGUGAAGUUAACAUUAAAUUAUCUGGUGGACAUUCCUGCAGUCAGCAUGCCAAUUGCACGCUCCAUCAACUUGAGACAUCUGUGUUGUUAUGUGUCAAAACUGCACAUUUUAGAGGGGCCAUUUAUAUAUGUCCCCAGUGCAAGGUGCACCUAUGUAUUGACCGUGCUGUUUAAUCAGCUUCUUGAUAUGCCACACUUGUCAGGUGGAUGGAUUAUCUUGGCAAAGGAGAAAUGCUCAGUAACAGGGAUGUAAACAAAUUUGUGCACAAACAUUUUGAGAAAUAAGCUUUUUGUGCAAAUGCAACAUUUCUGGGAUCUUUUAUUUCAGCUUAUGAAACAUGGGACCAACACUUUACAUGUUGCAUUUAUAGUUUUGUUCAGUAUAAUUCUGAAUGUCACCCACAAAAGUCCAUAGACUUCUUACAUAAACAUUUACCAUACAAUAAUUCACUAUCCUGAGUAUGUACAGAUGGGUUUUUUGCAUUGGUUUUACCUAGCUAGGCGUUAUCUAGUCAUUCUGUUUCUAUGGCAGACAUUGGAGUCAGUUGUUUGUUCACCUUGCAUUAUUUCCCCAAAUGUUGACAGUUUCAUGUAAAUAAUUAACUAAUAGCCUUAAAUGUCUUCAUUGACCUCUUUAAACUUGUGAAUCUGUGUUGAUACAAAUACUUAAAAUUAGAUUCCUUGUCAAAAGGCAAUAAUGUGUCUAUGUACUGACAUUACAUGUUUUUACAUUUUACUGAUUGGCUUUUGGUGUUUGGAUAUUUGGGGGGUGGGGGGGGGGGGGGAUUUUCCCUUGGCAGUGGGAGACAGCAAAAUAAUGCAUGCUAGCUGUGUGACAGUUCUCGAAAAUGUACAACUUUAAAAAGGCUUUACCUAAGACGUAUUAAUAUAUUAUUCAAUGUUGCAUUUUGAAGUUGCAAUCAUAAUGUACAAAUCCCAUUUUGUUACUCUUCAUUUAUUUCCUUUACACAUUUCUGUCUUUGUCUUGGUGAAAGGGAUGGCUUCUGUAGUCAGUAUGUUGAAAGAUGGGUCUGGUUCAGAAUCAAGCCCUCGUCCCUUAGGUACUUUCAUAGAUCUGGGCCCGUAUCCACAAAGGCUCUUAUUCAUUGUGAUCUAAAAGGCCAAACUGAUCCUAGAUCAGCACUCCUACUCUGAGACGCUUUGUGGAUACGGCCCCUGGUAUGGUUGGAUAGAUGGAACCAAAAUGGCAGAUGAACUACUACCAUAUUGCUUAUACCUAUCCAAUGCUUUCAGAUACAUCAAGUGCCUAGGGGUAUGUACCAGACCAUUGUUACUCACCAUCGUCAAAAGUGCAGAUGUCGUGGGUGUCUCCAGGCUCUCUCUAGCUUUAGCAGUGCAGUGAUAUUUAUUUCACCCUAUGGUUUGGUAUAAAGACUCAGAAAUACUGUCUGAAUGUAAAGGCCAUUAUUGACUAGUAGAUUAAUAUUUUGAUUUUACAACCCUGUCCUGAAAUCUCAUAAUGUGAUAUUUUUUGGGGAAUCUCUGGAGAGACUUGUGUGUAAGAAAGCACUCAUUUCUUUUUAUAUUUUGUAUUGUGUUUUGAAGUUUAAUAGUAUAAAAAGAUAUAGCAGUUGUGGUUGUUUAAAAAAAUAUCUAGUUCUUUGAAGUAAAGAAAACACCUUUUUGUGAAUAAAACAUAAAUGUAUAUCCAGAAAUAUAGACAAUCAACAUAUUUACUAUCGAAUGUUCAAGAGAAACUCGCUUUUGUUUAAGAAUUGUACAUAGACACUGAAUAGUUUUUUUUCUUUGGGUUUUGUUAAACAUUUUGUAUUUUCUGUUCUUUAAUACCUGAUGUACAGAUCCAGAAAUAAAGUUCUGGAAAACGUC